AUGAAGAGGUCUAGCCCCUUCCCUGUGAUCUCCAUGGAGUGUAUAAAGAGGUCCUGUCUAUCCAAGAUGUGGUCUCAGUACAGAUACACCAGUCAACCCCAGAGCGUGGAGCCCCAGCCAUCCAACACUGCAAAAUCUGCUAAAUCCAUCACAUGGCUGAUGAAGUUUUGUCAUACAGCGAUCACCUGCCUGUGUUACCUGAUGAUGAUCAUCACCUUGCCGAUUUCCAUUUGGUUUUCCAUUAAGAUUGUGCAUGAUUAUGAGCGGAUGGUGAUAUUUCGUCUCGGACGGGUACAACCACCCAAAGGUCCAGGCUUGGUUCUGGUUGUUCCUUUUAUUGACCAGUUUCAGAGGAUAGACAUGAGAUCCAGAGCAUUCAGGAUACAACCUUCUAAGGUGAAAUCUCUAGAUCAUAUGAUGGUGUCAUUGAGAGCAGAUGUCCACUUCAGGGUAUGUGACCCUGUUCUGUCAGUCAUGUCCAUCCAGAAUCUGAACUUUGUCAUCCAGCACACAGCAGAGAACCUCAUGGCACAGAACCUGGGGCACAAGUAUCUAAAGGAGAUCUGUGGAGACCAGAUCCGGUUUGCAGAACAACUGAAGGAAGAUAUUAAUGAACAGGUGAAGGCAUAUGGAGUGUGUAUUGACUACACAGAGGUGCAGCUGGAAGCUGUUCUACGACCCCAUGCAGAGCAUGUGCCUGUUCCUGUUCCCCCAGCAUCUUUCGGCCCCACUGGUGGAUUGGAGCAAACUGUUACACCGCUUUCAUCACUGGCCCAGCAAACCGUUACAACAAACUCAGUGCAAUAUCCAGACGAUGAUUUUGCAGUAGAUGUAAUUGCUAGCCAGAUAGAGGAUGGAUGGAUACUUUCAGAUUCACUAGUCACUGAAGUGGGAUCCUCCUAUCAGCUGAUAGCGACCAAGAAGAGUGGCGAGAAUGUUUCCUAUUUUAUCGACCUCACAUCGGGGUCUGGCACAGCGGACUGGGGAGUUUUUCCUGGAAUCCCUGAUGUUACUUUAAAGAUGACAGCAGCUGAUCUUAUGAAUCUCAUAAAAGGAGAUUUGAGUCCUAUGACUGCGUAUACAACAGGCCGCUUACAAGUUAUAGGAGAUCUGAGGACUGCUUUACUGCUGGAGAAGCUUUUUCAGAGGCUAGCGUUCUAA
Messenger RNA from Staurois parvus, 1161 nucleotides. NCBI's taxonomy places the organism in Eukaryota, Metazoa, Chordata, Amphibia, Anura, Ranidae. The record is from the annotation of a GenBank genome assembly.